Messenger RNA from Aureobasidium vineae, 624 nucleotides. The record is from the annotation of a GenBank genome assembly. NCBI's taxonomy places the organism in Eukaryota, Fungi, Ascomycota, Dothideomycetes, Dothideales, Saccotheciaceae.
AUGCACAAACCCAAACACAUUCAUUGCCAGAACCCACCUUCUCCUGGCUCCAUAAACCCACCCGCGCCUUUGAACGUAGCACCCACCCGCGCGCGCAACAAACUCGCAGAACGCCUCGCCGCACGCGCAAAGAGAGAAGCCGAAGAAACCUCUACACUCGAAAGCACAGACCCCGACACGGCAGACGCAGCAGCCGUGCAACAAGCCUUUGAAAUGCCCAUGCAACCGCUAUCAGACCUCCCCGAUCUCGAUUUGUCUGCAGUAACAACCCGCCAAAUCAACGAGUUGAUCGGCAACACUGGCGGUGGCUCUGAUAGGGUUGUUUCCGCUUACUCGUCUUCCUCGUCGUCGUCUUCAUCAGACUUGGACUCUGCAUCCGAUGACGAAGAGCUUGCUUCACAAACACAAGAAAUGAGUGAGAGUGGCAAUACAGAAGAAGUUGGGGGCCUCAAACGUCGGCCUAGUACUACGGAAGCUAAGAAACGGGUUCCUCUUGAUGAUGGAGAGGAAGAUGAGAGACCUGCGAUGCAGAGGACUAUUUCCGAUCCUUUUAUGAGUCCGGCGGAGAGUAAUACUGAUAGCAGUGAUGAGGACAGUGAGGAGGAAUUGACGUUUGGUAGAUAG